Messenger RNA from Nicotiana tabacum (common tobacco), 915 nucleotides. Its product is annotated as agamous-like MADS-box protein AGL62. NCBI's taxonomy places the organism in Eukaryota, Viridiplantae, Streptophyta, Magnoliopsida, Solanales, Solanaceae. Gene Ontology annotation, molecular function: DNA-binding transcription factor activity, RNA polymerase II-specific; RNA polymerase II cis-regulatory region sequence-specific DNA binding; protein dimerization activity. Gene Ontology annotation, biological process: regulation of transcription by RNA polymerase II. The record is from RefSeq and is a predicted model, not a curated record.
AUGAGUACUAGACAGGGUCGCAAAAGUGUUCGUAUCGCAAAGAUAGAAAAUCAGAAUAAUCGACAAGUGACUUUCUCAAAACAUCGAAAUUGUGUCUUCAAGAAAGCAAACGAGCUUGAUAUUAUGACUGGUGCUGAAGUUGGCAUCAUCGUGUGUCCACAAGGUAGCAAGCCUUACUCUUUUGGUCAUCCAAAUGUAAAUGAAACCAUCAACAAAUAUGUUGGCGAAGAAAGGCCUCCAUCACCAUCAUCACCGGGCAUUGAUGACAAGUAUGUCCAAAUGUUCCGAAAAGACAAUUCUAGAAAACUUAACACACGACUCAAUUCUCUACAAAACCAGCUGGAUUCUGCAUUAAAUUUGAAAAGCAAACUCAAGCAAAUGAAUAAGAAUGUGGAGAGCCAACAAGAGUGGUUCAAGGGACCUAUAGAGAAGAUGAAUUACACCGAGGCUUCAAUGUUGAAGGAGGGAUUAGAAGAUCUGCUCUUGAAGGUGAAGAACUAUGGUACUGAGCGUGCUUAUGCCUUGGCUGCAGAAGCGGCUGCGCAGAAGCAUGAAGUCCGUCGCAGAAGCAGAAAAAGGGAAGGGGCAGCCUCAUCACAGAAGAGAACUCUUGUCCGCAGAAGCGAGCUAGCCCGUAGAAGCGACCACAAUCUCCGUAAAAGCGAGGUCGCAGAUGCGACUUCGCAUAUGCGAGAUCUGGCUUGCAAAUACAAGCCUCGCAUUUGUGAAGAGACCAUCGCAUUUGCGAGCAGUGGGCUGCGGGGAAGACCUUCACAAUUGCAAAGUUUUGAUCGCAUUUGUGAUCCUGGCAGUCCGCAUUUGCUAACACUGAGGUGUGAUGUUUCUUGCAUUUGCGGGCUUCGCAAUUGCGAAGACCAGGUCGCAAAUGCUACAUCUGCAGCUGAACAACUAUAA